AGAAAGUGAAAGUAAAUCUAUCAGUUAAAGAAUGAGCGCAGAGCAGACCCACGGCUCCACAGAACGGCACGGUAAGCUUCUCAAUCCUCUGCUACUGCCUUUGCCGUGCAAAUUCAAUGUGAGACCACUUUUUUGGGACAAAUUUCACCUGUCUUUCACCGGCUGGACUCUAUGGUUGAAUCGACAGAGAGUGGGUGAGUUGGCUUUCUGAACUCUCCUGUCGGCCUGGCCCGAGCAGCAGACAGUCUCUGUUUUCAGACUGAAGGGUUGCUGCGUUUUUAGCAGGCGCACGUCUGGACCACAGUAGUUUGUUUAUCCUUAGAUGACCGAAGGGGCUUCUUGACCGCCUGUAGAGGGGAAGGGGAACCUCCGGUAACCUGAAGCCUUCACACGGCUACGUUUGUGGACGCUAUCAGACAACCUGUAGCCUGCAUUGCUCUGUGUUUGGGUUGUGGAUUUCACUCUAUGUCUAAGGCGGGCACGUUAUUUCUAUAUUUAUUAAGCUUUGAAUGAGAAGUGCUGAAAUGCUCUGUGUGAUUUUACAGUGAAGUCAUUUCACAGCAGAAAGGCUCAGUUGCACCAUGAAUCCUAAUGCUGUUAAAGGAGUGAACUGAUGCUUCUGUACAGCCUUCAAGAGAACAGCAGCAACCUCUCCAAAACAAGGUCACUGUUGUAAAUUGUAAAUCUGAUGGGGGUAUGUGUCAGACCCGAGGACUGUCAGCUCGCUGAGUAAAAUAUGCUGAGCAAACACUCAGAGUGAGUGAUAGAUGUCAUGUUACACAACAACAGGAUGAGGUUUUUGUCUGAAAUCAGUACUUUCCCAUGUGCAGAACAAGAGAAAGGAGGUAUCAUUUUAUGCACAGGGGAGCCAGAAUCAACAAACACUAAAAGUACUUCACAGCAGCUUUAAGUACGCACUUAAGUGUAAACACAGCAAUGCAUCUUGAAAGUGCAUCAUUGGGAAAUAAGUUGCAUCACUUUCUUUUCUAAUGCUCUAUUUUUGGCCUGAAGGUAGCCAAUUUUUUGCUCUUUGUAUUAUAAAAAAAACUCCCUGAGGUUUUAAUAAUGAGAGAGAAGGUUGGCAGAUAUAAUAUUGAUACAUGAUAACAAUAUAUUAUUUUAUUUGUAGGGAAGAUGGUGCAGAGCUUGAGAGACCAUUUUAAUAAAUAUAUUAGAAGAAAAAAUGUCUGGCUCAGUAAAAUGUUGCCCCAAGGGACUCUUGGAUUUCUGUCCUGCUAUCUUCAAUACAUAAAAAAAUAAAGAAAAUAAAAGUUAAAUGUGGUUGAAGCUAUAAAAAAGAAAGUGAUGCAUCAAUCUGUUUUUCUAAGCACAUGAAAAUAAUAUGUGUGGUUAUUCAAGCCAGUUACAUAGAUGGAUUUUGAAUGAAUAGCUCAGAAAGGAAAGAGUGAUACAUGAUGGGUGAAGCAGUGAUCCUGCUGCUGACUGGUUCAGCAGGCAGAGCCAGGCAGAACCUGCUAAUUUAUGUCCCUGGGCGUACUUGUCAAGGUUUCCUAUCCCACUGCCCUCUUCCUCAAUACCAUUGUCUUCACGUGACCCAUUUCGGCUGUACUUUCUUUGUUUAGAAGGAUGAUUAUCUUUCAAGAAAGUUCACGUUCACAGUGCCUUUGAUCAGUUUCACCAAACUGUUUCCUCCCAUUCAAAACACACUCACUAUUUUUGGGGGCUGUAAAACAGUCUGACGAAAACAGUCAGUGGAAAACGUGUGUGUACUUACACUUUCAUUCCCUACAUACGGAAACUAAUGUUUUAUUUAUUCACGUCUGUCUUCAUUUCCACUGCUUAUGCAUGACUGACUGGACCCUACACUCCAUAACUGGGUCAAGAAUUAUAUGAGCCAGAAUGAACUGAUUUUAUACCAUUGUGGGUCAAAUGAUCAGGGAAUUAUAUUGUAAUAUGUUUUGUCCACUCAAGAAGGAUUUCAUGUUUGAAAUAACUGAAACAAUUAUGUCUAGAAAAGAGUUUUAAAACAUUUUGAUUUUUGACCAUUUUGAUGAUUGAAAAAGGAGAAAAUUAUGUACAACAGUAAGAGAGAAACGUAAACAUUUUAAGUGUGUUUGUAGUUUAGCUUGUUAUGCAAGAACUCUAUUUUUGAUUAAAGCAAGACAGUCACCUUUGCGGUAAUGAUGAACACAUUUCUUAGUAAGCUAGCAUCACAGCAUUGACAUCAUUGGAAUCACAAGGAUUUCCAGAUUGAGACCCAACUGUCUGCAGACUGGGAGACAGAGCUGGAGCAAGAUCAGACAUGGUAUUAAAAAACAUGGAGCAUGAGAGAUCUUGCAGAGGAAAUCGAGGACCUUUUAUCACUCUCUGGUGGCCUUUGUCAUCUUCUAUGGAGUGGUCUGCUGGAGCUGCAGCGUCACGGCUGCAGACAGGAACAAACUAAACAAACUGGCGAGGAAGGCUAGCUCUGUAGGCUUCCCUCAUGACCAUGUAGAGGUGGCGUGGGACAGGAGGUUGAUGGCUAAGCUAUGGUGCUACCCUUAGGUUGAACUGACAGACAAUUACUCAGUGUUAUCUCAAUAUUCAACACUAACAGGGCAGAUAUUUAUUACAAGUGAAAAUACCUUCAUUUUUAACAGGUACAAUAACUCCAAUAAUGUGCGAUAACGUCCAAUUCUUUCUUGUUCACUCUAUAGAACCAUUUUAGUUUUUUUCACUGUGUGCAUGAUGAGUGUACUUACUCUUCUGUGUUUGCUGUGCUGAUCCUUUGCUGCUGUAACACUGCAAGUUUCCCUACAGUGGGGUGAAUACAGGUUUAUCUUAUCUAAUCUUAAAUAAUACAUUUACCCUUGAGACGGUGUAUUUCGGAUUUUAGGGAUCAUAAAACAAAGUUAUGGCUAUUUACAGCUGAUGCCUACAUGUCCCAGGUGUUGCUUUGUAAAUGUAGUUUAUUAAAGGUUAGAAUCCUGCAAAGAUCCUCAUGUGCAUUCAUUGGGUUUCCAUGAGAUCCCAUAGGAAAUGGAUGCAGGUUGUUUUUGACCCAUAUGGCUGUUUUAGGAAGAAUAAAAAACUGCAACAAAAAAAAUAGUGAAAUAUUUCAGUGCUGUGCAAUCAAAGAAAACUUACAGAGGAGUAACUGGAAUUUGAAAUGUAUCCAACUCUUUGCUUGGAAGCUAUCGCAAGAAAAUGACCACACUGGGUCGUAAUGGACUGGCUUCGUUAGAGUAAAAGUGGUAGAGAGCUGGUUUCACUUUUCAUCUGAGAAGUUUGUUUCUCCUCCUUUCCGUCUUUUGUUCCUCUCUGAAUCUUGUUGUUUUAAAAAGAGUUCCAGAGGUGAGGCAGGGUUGGCUUGGCAAACACUGAGUGUGUUAACAUUUAUUUAUUUUUUUAAUCUAAAAAAAAUGUCAGGAAUGGUCAUGUAGGAAAUCAACCUGCACGUUUACAGUCUUUGCUAUGAGAUAUGCUCACUGGCCUAUUUAUUAGGUACACCUUGAGCUUUAUUUGGAGUUUUGCUGUAUGGUGCAUUAUCCUGUUGGAAGUAACCAUCAGAAGAUGAAUACACUGUGGUCAUUAAGGGCUGGACAUGGUUAGAAAAUAAGACUCAGGUAGGCUGUGGGGUUUAAACAAAGCUGAACUGGUACUAAGGGGCCCAAAGUGUGCAAAGAAACUAUCCCCCACACCAUGACACCACCAGCAGCCUGAACCUUUGAUACAAGGCAGGAUGGGUCCGUGCUUUUAUGUUGUCUCUGCCAAAUUCUGACCCCUCCAUCAGCAGACAUCGAGGCUCUACAGGCCAGGAAACAUUUUUUCCAAUUCUAUUGUCCAGUUUUGGCAAGCCUGUGGCCCUAGUUUCCUGUUCUUAGCUGACAGGAGUGGCUCCUGGUGGGGUCUUCUUUACACUGCCAAAGCCUAGGAUCUGAUCUAGACUACAGGAGAAUUAAAAUAUUCAUUCAGCCCCUUUCCAUAUAUCCCCAGGGGGUUAUAGAUGUUCAGUCUGUGGGGAAUGCUGGAUGAUUCCUGCACAGUUCCUAUUUUCAAAGACCCCACCCACCCUGGACACUAUAAUGAUGAUGAUGAUGAUGAUGAGGAUGAGGAUAGUAGAUGGAUAGUAGAUGCUGACGAUGAUGACAGUGUCACUGUGACCUUAUUUGGUUGUUAGUUGACGUUAGUAUCUUGGUAGAUGGAUCUUAGAGCCAUUUCACUUAUUUUGUUUGAUUAUAGUUAUUAAUAAUAAUAAUAAUAUUGUGUUUUAUCCUAAAAAUGAUUCAUGGGAUUAAGUUUAAGUCCAACUUUGGACAUCUUUGGAGAUCCCCUUCUCCCAGGAAAUGAAAAAGGAGCGAGGGAUAUGUUUAGGUUUUUGGUGAUUAGACAGGGGGGAGCCAUAUUGUUUUUUGACCCCUCUCUCUUCUUUUUGUUAAUUUUUUUGUUGCCUUGAGCCCAAGUUAAAGUUAUUGUGGAAACUGUAUGUGAGAUCAAUAAAUCUGUGACAAACGGGAAAGCAGUGAGUCCUUAAAGGUCUCCCCUGCCAGCACAAAGAAGGGCGACUGCCUAUGGAAACACCGCCACAAUGGUGGUUAUACAUGACUUUGAAAAAAAGUGCAUUUACUUUAUGUCGGCACUAUGCCCAGUUGCACUUAAGGCAGUUUCUUGCACAUACCUAAGCUGUCAAAGCUGUUUGAUAAAUGGUAAUUCAUGUAAUAAUUUAAAAAAGAUUAUAAAUUACCCUAAGCCAGUGGUUCUCAAUCCAGUCCUCGAGGCCCACUGUCCUGUAUGUUUUGGAUGUUUCCCUGCUCCAACACACCUGAUUCAAAUGAUAAGCUCGUUAUUGAGCCAUUACAGAGCUUGAUAACGAGCUCAUCAUUUGAAUCAGGUGUGUUGGAGCAGGGAAACAUCCAAAACAUGCAGGACGGGGGGGCUCGAGGACUGGAUUGAGAACCACUGCCCUAAGCAGUAAACAAAGUGGAUUUUCUUGCAUGGAUAAGGUGCCAAGAAAUCCUAAAAACAAUCCGCCCCAUUUUACUGAAACGGGCAUUGAAGGAUGGUUAAUUGACCAUAGAGACCCAAUCAAAUGUUGAUUGCCAGCUACUUUAUAGAGAUAGAUCAUGUUGUGUAUUGUAACCAUCACAAAUCAAAUCUUAUGUGUGUAUGUAACUGUGUGAAAGGUGAAGCUCUUACAACACAACCCUCGUUUUAAUCUACAGCCUUAUUUCAAAACAGUUGGAAAGCUGUGCAAAAUGUUGAUAAGAAACAGGUCCCUUUUUUUAUUUUACAGCUUUCUGUCAACAGGGUUAUUGGGUGCCAUUAAGAAACAUUUUUAGCGAAAUAAUGCUUCUACUAAAAGAAGCUGAACUUUCAGUUUUCUGAUUAGAUAUUUUGCUGGCAUGCAUCUUAUGUUCUCAGCAACUUUUUCCAGCUGGUUCUCAUCAGCUCUUGAACUGUGUAAACCAAGCUCUUUACUAUGUCUCCAAACAAAAAAAAAUGAAAAAUCGCCACCACACCUAAACAGAUGGAUUCUGUUUAUUCAAGUAUACCACAAAUACUUUUAAAUCACUACACUUAAGUACAUGUUUCUUUAAAUACACCGGACAGUUUUUGUUAUUUCUGAGCCUGGAAAGUUUGACCCAUGCCAACUUACAACUACAGUCUGCCAAGUUGUAUAACUGUGCCCUGUGUGGCAAAUUUCAGAGACUUCCCAUGACGGUUUUCAGAAAGAAUGCAUCUGUUUAUCGUCAUCUCUACUGAGCGUUACUUUGGGUCAUACCCCCUCCAUGUGUGACUUAAACAAAAUAACCUUUGUUUCAGAAGUUUUCUGUGGCUUACACUACAUCAGCUUCACCUAAGAUGGAUACUUUUACAAGAAUUUCCUUUUCUUAAUGUCACAUGCUGCCAGAAUGCAUACCUUUCUUGAUGACUGGUUUUGACUGGUUCUGACUCCUCAACUUUUUUCUCCUUCCAUGAUUUUUUAGCCCAUGCCCUGCAUCUAUAAUACAACCGCUGAAUCAAAUGUAAAAAAACAAUUCCAGUGACGUUGGGAUAUUUGUAAAACAUGAAUAAAAACAGAAUAUGAUGAUUUAAAAAAUCUUUUCCUCCUAAUUGAAUACACAUAAAAACAAAAUGUUUAUUGUUUCAACUGAUAAACUUGAUUGUUUUUUGCAAAUAUUCUCUAAUUUUGAAUUUGACGCUGAAACACGCUCCUAAAAAGCUUGGACAGGGUCACGUUUACCUCUUAGUUUCAUCCCCAUUCCUUUUGACAACACUCAAUAAGUAUUUGGGAACUGUGGAGACUAGGGGUGGUAAUCACUAGCGGCCCCACAAUACAAUAUUACCACGAUACUUUGGCCAUGAUACAAUAUUAUCACAAUACUUGGGCCACGAUACGAUAUCAGAACGAUACUUGGGCCACGAUAUAUUUUGAAGACUUAAAACAGGCAACUGGACUGUGUAGAGUCAACUCUACACAGUCCAGUUGCCUGUUUUAAGUCUUCAAGAUAACCAUGACCUGGAUGAAUGAGAAUCUACAUGGACGCCACGAUAUAUUAUUGUGAUUUUUGACAUUACGCAAUACAGUGAGUAUUGCGAUACAAUAUAUAUUUUGAUUCAUACAAUUUUUUUACUGUUUAGCUAAUUUAGCAUUUAUCUUGACUUUAUGUUUGUCUUAUUUACGCUGUAUUAUAUUUUCAUGCAGCACAUCUUCCAAACUGUAUAUUUAUUUGUUGUACUAACUUUUUCCUGCUCUAUGAUGUCACCUCUGCCAAUCUCACUGGACAAACUGUUGAUUUUAUUUUUUAUCAUAGAUUUGGCUUCAUAUUAACAAUUAACUUGAAAACUUGAUACAUGGUCAAUGACACAAUAUGAUAUAUCACCAGACAAAAUACCGCAAUAUUAUGCUGUAUUUUUUCUCCCACCUCUAGUGGACACUAACUGCUAAAGCUUUGGGGGUGGACUCUUUCCCAUACUUGCUUGAUGGACACUGUCAGUUCCUCACCAGUCCAGGGUGUUCGCCGUGGUAUUUUUGAGCUAUCAAAGAAAUCCUUUAAGCCCUGGCCAAAUGCUUGCGUUGUCUUUUGACACAUGCAGAGUGUGUGGUUUGUUAACUCUUUCAACUGCGUUUGUGGAUGUAGCAAUGAACUGCGCAAUGCCUUUGCACUGAUUUCCACGGUACAGCCGGGCCUAGUUUUAAUGCAGUACUUUCUGAGGAUCCCAAGACCAUGACCCAUCAGUACUGGUUGUCAGCCUUGUCCAUCGUUUCCACCGAUUUUCCCAGAUCCUCUCUGAACUGUAGCUGAUGAAAUCUUUGAAUGAUUAUCAUUUUGACUCUAAGAAAUAGUUUUUUGAAAUUAUUGAACUAUUUGUUUGAAUUGAGGUCCUAUAACUUUCCUUUUUCUUUGAUCUUUUUCCAGAGUGAGCCCACAUGGUCACUGAGACAGCAUGACUACACAGGGAAACGUGAUGUACCUCAUUGUCUUUGUAAGUGUUUUAUAUGAAGCAUUCACUGUCACGAGAGUUACUGCUAGUAAUGUUGAAUUGCUGAUGGCAAAUGCACAAAGAUUUAGAAUCAGAAUCAGCUUUACUGUCCGAGUAUGUUAUAUGUACAAGGAAACAGACUCCUGCAGACUUUACUCUGUAUGUACAAACAUUAAACCUGAAAAAUAACAAAAAUGUGUACUUAGCUUAGACAUUUAACUUUUAUAUAGAAGACUGUCUUAGGCUACAGUGCAAUCGUGAGGUGUGCAAAGGAAUGAUGAGUGAUAGAAAAAUGUAUGCAUAUGUCAUCAAAUGAAAGGUGGGUUAUGUACAAGAAGUAGAUACACUUAAAUAAUAGUGUGCAUCUUUAUAUUAAGACCAAGAGUGAUAAAGAGUCUUUUAUAAAUAGAAAUAAAGAUAACAAUGUUGUAUGGUAACUAUUUCAUUCAUUUGAAUAGGGUUGCAUGACAAAUGUAUAAUAUAUAAUGCAUUAAAUUCUAAGUUUUCACCUUUGGAAGGGGCAGCUAUCAACUUGUUUGCACUUGAUUCCCAGUCAUUCUGAGCAUCUGCCAAUGAUGAAGCCAGAUCUGUUCUUUUAUGUCGUACAUUUAUGGUACUUUACAGUGAUAAAUACCAGCUCUGAUAGAUAGAGUCUGCUCUGUCCUUUUUUGUAAAUGUGUCCAGUCCAGUUUAUUGUUCAGGUGAACACCCAGGUACUUGUAAGACGUCACCAUCUCAAUGUCCCUUCCUUGAAUGUUGACUGGUGAUGGGGGGAAGUGGGUGUGUCUGCGGGAGUCCACAACCAACUCCUUCGUCUUUAAUGAAAUAUAAGAGCCAUAAUAUGCACCCUCUGUUCUUGACUAUCUUAGUCCACAGAGAAGCCAACAGAAGUUCUGCUGGAGUUUGUCUUUGUGUGUGUGUGUGUGUGUGUGUGUGGAAUGUGUAUUUCAGACCUGUAACGCUGCUGUCACUUCUGUCUGCUAGGUGUCCCUGAUUUUCAAGUCAGAGCAGAACUGCAAAACCCAGUAUUUCAACGAGAAAACCUUGGUAUGUUUUGCUUUAUUUUAUCUUCAUGUCUUAAGGUGCAGAUGAGAAAAUAAAUACACAGGCCAUGAAUGACCUCUGAACUGUAUUAUUGAACAGUAAAAUGUCCUUACAGUUGCUUUAGAACUAUUUUGUGUUUGUUGGUGAUUUUUUUUUGUGGGAUUUUUGUCUAUUAAUGAAAUAUCUCAUGCAUUUUUUCUCUGUUCUGCUUUAAAGCAAAAGUAUAUACAUGACAGUAUCACCCUUGUGCAAACUGCGAAUCCCAAGGUAACUUUUUCAAACAGUGAGCUGAAUCAUCUGUUACACAGUUUGUAAAGCAGUGACUGGACUGAAGUAUGUGUUUUUUUUCGAAUGCAGGAUGUCAUAGAGUGUACUUUGGAGAAAGAGUGCCAAAAUAAAGGCAACGACCUAAAACGCCAAUUACGAUCCAUGCUAAGGUGCUAUGACAAUGUGAGUGAACAAAUAUUGAACUUAAUCAAAGUUGAGCCAGUGUGGGAUGUUUGUUCCUUUGCACUGUUGUAAAGAAUUGAAGUAUUUUCUUCCUUUCCUGUGAUUUUCUAAAUGAUUGAAUCUGACAAACGCACUGUUUCUUUCUCUGCAGGACAUGGUGGAAUGCAGAAACACUCCAAAGUGCCAGAAUUCAGAACCUUACAUGAAUGUCUCAUUUUAUCACUUCCUGUGUUUGACGGCGAAAGAUCUAAAUUUCAGCGAUGCACAGCUGGGACAUAUAGGUACUGCUCUAACUAUUUGCAUCACCUAGCAGGACUAAGGGUCUCACCCAUAGACUGUAUAUAAGAUGGACAGAGUCUGCCUCCUCGCUGGGUGAAGCCACUCCGAGAACAGCACCCUCUGAUGGUGGGCUGCAGUACAGGUCAUAAAUCCCGCCUCCGCCAGCAAAGCUUAUGGGACUGUGGACAAACUUUAGAAAUUUAUUACACAGAACAUAAUUUUUUCUCCCCCCUGGUUGUGAUGUUGACAUGUAGUUACUGUCAGACUGGUUUGUGCCCAAGUCCUUUUUUUUCUGUACAGCUCCGUUUUCGAAAGUUAUUAGGGGGUUCAUGUUUUCUAUGAUUGACACCUGGUACAGCCUAUGGGCGCUCAGGGAUUGCGUAGCUCUUCCAGGGGAAUACGCUGUUUGACCCGAGCGUCAUCACAGGGACUCUCGGCGACUGCGCGGCCGAAUGCGCACAACGCUACUGCACAGCUCUGGUUUCAAGGAAGUGGAGAAAAACCCGGAAUUACCGAGAGCUUUUUGGCUUCAAAUCCGUAUACAGGCGGAAGGCGGAACCACGGUGUCCAUCUUAUAUACAGUCUAUGGUCUCACCCUGUAACUGAUCAAAGUUGUGUGUAAUAACUUUUGGGAUAAGCUCUUAAUUAAAAUGUGUUUCCAAUUUUUUAAUGUUUCUUCUGCUUUUCUCUCCUUCCAUCACAGGCUGCCAAUACAGUGAGUACUCAUGAUGUAGAGUCAUUGUUAGUGUGGGUACUGUAGCUUUCUGUGUAUUCAUGAAUGAGUUGUUGCCAAAACAUAACUGUAAACUUCAAGUCGAUCAAUUUUUCAUUUUUUUAAUCAGUCAUUUAAGUUGGUUUUAUUUACAGAGAUUUUUGUUUUACAGCCACAUUGUUCUGUUCUUACUUUUUAGGCGCUGUAUGCCCUCUCUACGGGAAUAUAUCAAAAGCUAGUAAGGGACAUUUUAAUUAUUAAAUUAUGCUUCUGAUAUGUUUUUCAAAUCACAGAUUUCAUGCUUCCUUUGUGACUUCGCUCCUUCAUCUUCCCACUCAUGUUCACGUUCGAUUGUACAGAGAACCCAGGUCACACCUGUAGCCUUUUUUCUGGUGUUUUUUUACGCACUGAUCUCUUUUUGACUGCUCUGUUCUUUCCAUUUUGAGUAUUUGAUUAAAUAUUUAUCAGUUUGUUUAAUUCUGUGCAGUUUAAACUGCCUUUCUUAAAUUUCAGCAGUAAUUGUAUUGUGAUGGGAAUUAUUUUGAUGUUUAUCAGGAAACUGGAUUUCUAUUUGCAGUUUUUUCCUUUUUGAGCAGCAAACAUCUUGAUUUUUGUAAUAUAGCUAAAUGCUCUGAACAGAAGGAUGAUAAUGCUAACAUGCGUGUUUUUUAAUGUUACAUAUUCUCCAUUUUAGUUGAGCAUGUUUGUUCGGAGACAUUAGCAGGUUAAAGAUGAAGUACAGCUGAGACUGAUGGAAACAUCAUGUGACGUGGUCAUAGACUGUAUAUAGAAUGGACGCUGUUUGCCUCCUCGCUGGGUGAAGCCACUCCGAGAACAGCACUCUCUGGUGGCAGGCUGGGGUAUAGGUCAUAAAUCCUGCCUCCUCCAGCAAUCCCUAUGGAGCUAUGGACAAACUUUAGUAAUUUAUUACACAGAAUAUAAUUUUUUUCCCCCCUGGUUGCGAUGUUGACGUGUAGUUACUGUAAGACUGGUUUGUGCUCAAGUCCCCUUUUUUCUGAACAGCUCCAUUUCUAAAAGUUAUCAGGGGAUUCAUGUUUUCUAUGAUUGACACUUAAUACAACCUAUGGGUGUACAAAGAUUGCGUAGCUCACCCUGGGAAUACGCUGUUUGAGCCAAGCAUCAUCACAGCGACUCUCCCACUGAAUGCGUACAAUGCUACUGCGCAAUGUUGGUUUCAGGAAAUGGAAAAAAAUGCAGAUAUACCGAGAGCUUUUUGGCUUCAAAUCAGUAUACUGGUGCAAGGUGGAACCAAGUUGUCCAUAGUAUAUACAGUCUAUGGACGUGAUCAGAAAAGUCACAAAAGCAGGGUGGAUUAAGAAAAUAAAAAAGGAGAAACAACCUGUUAGAAACUGCAAAUAUGCCACAGUCUACAGCCCUUACAGCAACAUGUCUAUAACACAUCUGCAUAUAUUUAAACCCAGCAGCCCAAAUUUUGGAUUAUUAUGAGCAGUGACACCAAACUUUUUCUCCCAUUUUUCUUGUGAAAUGUGAAGUUAUAUUUUUGUCAAACUUUAGUGAAAUCUCUGUUGCACUCAAACAGCUUUCAUGCCUGUCUUUAUAUAUGUAUAAUGAGGUUAAUAUUUUACUUUUGCUGAAAGUUGUGUAUCAUAAAAAUAUCAACCAUCACCAUUUGGUUAAUCUUACUUACAAAUUUAACAGCUUUUGCUUUUUUCACCUUUCAGCGACUCUGCCAGAAAGAACAACAGCUGCACCAACAACAAGUUUGCCAUCAACACCACUAGGAUCAACGGCAGGAGCAGCAGGCUCACAGAGCAAGCUCGAAAACGGUAGGCUGUUCAAGUGGUACUUUUUAUGAUGAACAAUAGAAUAUUUCUAAGUACCCCGCAACCAUGGAAAAAUCUUUGAUGAAUUAAAGGGAUUUAAAUUUUGUGUAGGAGAUCUUAUAAUCUACACUGAGGUUAGAUCAAUGCUUUUAUUUUCCAUUUUUUAAUUGUAUUGUAUAUUGAGACAGGAGGGGCAGAUAUAUAUGUAUUUUUUUAAGAAGAUAUCCCAUUUAAAAUUUUCAAUCAUUUCUUUCCAGGAAGGUACUUGAUCUUAUAUUAGUAUUACACAAAAGAAAAAGACAGAUAAGACACAAAGACUGAAAAUACAUCAUGGACAAACAGCAUUUACAGCUAUUUUAUGAUAUUCUUCCGAUGAAGGCUUUAAAAUGUGUAAGAUAUAACCAUCAGAUCUGGAUAGAAACUCUGACGGUCCCUUUAAAGAAUGAGCAAAACACAGGAGCAAGGUUUGAUCCAUUUCUUGUCAGAAAAAGUUGGAAAACAGAUCAUUUCCUGGAUGAUGACUCUUUGAUUUGUGUGAGAAAUCCAAAUCUGAUGGUAAAGAGCAGCACACAGUCACUUUGAUGAGUGUUUGGGACCAUCGCAGGCUUCCAGAUAACUCUAAAGAGGAACCAGCUGCAUGCCACAGUGAAAGAAAAUGAAACCCACUGGUCAAAUGAUCUUCAACUGAUCACAGCUUUACAAUGACUCACUGCAGUCUUAAAAAAAAAAAAGACAUUUGAGAAUCGUACCAAUGUCUACAAUGCAGACAAUGCAUCACAUAGGUCUCUUACCCAACCCACUGAUAUUACUGAUGAGCAAGGGGUGAGCAAGGGAGCAUUUCAGUCAAGAAUCUGCUGAAUAUUCCUACUUCUAUACAUUGCAUUAGUUUUUGCUCUUAUAAACUCUUAUAAACCCAUGUACUGUUCAUGAUGUCAAAUAUUUGAUUUGUGUAUAUUUUUUCAUCUUUCAGGCGCUUGCCUUAAAGACACCUGUGAAUUAGGUGAGUGUUUUGUUAUUGAAUGGUAUUAAUAUUUUAUUGAGGUUAAGAUUGUACAUCAGUUAUGCAGAGGUUAUUUUGUAAUUUUAGAAACGAUCAAAAAAGAGGCCUAGGUAUGUUUAUUUUGGGGUAACUUUUACAUGCACUGUUGAUGACCUAAAGCUUCUAGACAAGCUUGAGCUGUUUUUUUUUUUUUACAAGGAACCUCAUCAAACACUGAGGGCUCUAUUUUCGUGCGCGCCGGUGAAGCGGCGGAGGGCGGCGAGCCCCGCGCAGUUGUAUUUUCGUCUGGCGGAGCCCGGCGUAAGGCCAGUUUGGUAUUUUCAUGGACUGAGCCGCACGGAGGCGAGCCGAGAUCCGCCAAGCUGGGCGUGGUGGCGUGGCAGGGGGAGGUGUCGACAGAAUCAGCUGGCGCAGUGACAUUUUCGUGCUCGCCACCGGCGUGUAAAGUGCGCUAAAAGCUCGCCGAUUCAAACCUGGUCAGCUUUCAGCGCAAGGCGGAACGCAGCAGGUCCAGUAGUAUUUUGGUAGACCGGCGGCGUAUCGACAUACGUCACUGAUGCCUCACCGGCAGGUUUCCACAGUGUCAGGCACAUUUCAGUGCAAUAAAUAAUCAUCAACAACUAUUAAUCUGAGUCAACACAUACAUUUAGAUCUAUAUCGAUAUAUUCUGAUCUAUAUCUGAUCUGAUGAGCGCGUUUGGCACGCGUUUGGACACACAACCUGACAGAAUCAACACAGCUGAAACUGCAUCAAAUUAAAUUAAAUAUCUAGUGAAUAAACACACAUGAUGAAGUUAACAAGAUAUGUAAUUCGUCUCCCUCCUUUUCUUUCUUCCUCUUCCUCUUAUUUCUCGCACAGCUCGACCUGGACACGUCUACGUGUCCUCUGUCCGUCUUGCUGCUGCUGCAGCUGAACAGAUGAUUUGUUUCAGUGCUCAGAUGCGUGAUCUACUUUAAGCCGACAUACGGAUAUUAUAAUAUUCAGUUUUGUGGGCCAAACAUCUAUGAAAGAAAGAGCCAGGCCACGGAGCGCGAUGCGUCAUUUACGCACAGAUGGUUCAGAUUUUAAUGCCAUUUUUGGAGUUUAUGUUGUGAUCUGUACGCUAAACCCACCUUUGUCACGUGAGGUUUGAAUACGAGCAACUUUAUUUGAGUGUCUUUAUUUGUGGAAAAGGGUGUUUGUCUUACUAGUGGGUCCAACAUUACGCACACCAAAUCCAUCUGUGCUCAUAUGAGAGGGUGUGGAGGACACUUGUUGAGGAGCUGCCCUCUGUCGCCAUCUUGUGGCAUUACUGUCUUAAGACAUCUCUUGAUCUCUUUGACUACUUCAUGAAAAUAGUAAUACGCCUCGCCUGUGGCGGAUUUAAAGGCAAGGAGAGGAGCCUAUGUGAUUGGUGAAAACAGGACUCGGCUGUGUUAAACCCACUACACGCCCUUUCUUCUCCCCGUCUAUGACUUAUGCUGCUGGGAGGAGCUGAGUUAGGGAGGGGGGAUACUUACGCCGGGCUGCGCGGCUCACCAAAAUACCAAAAUGUGCUUGGGAACGCCUUGUCAGCACGGCGGAUCUGACUGACGCUGCGCUUGCGGCACGUCUCCGGCGAGGCACCAAAAUAGAGCCCUGAGACUGCUGAAAUGCUUCUUUAAACUUUCUCAUCUUUGAAACCAGAUUUUUAUGGCGUGUGGUAAGAUGAUUUUCUUAGUUGUCUCUUAUCUCUCCCACAGAAAAUAUCUUGAAGGUGUUACUGGCGUUGUCAUUGCUCCUCAACCUGGUCUUUUUAUUGGGUCUCCUCUGGCACAUCUCCCGCCGGAGGAGACCAAAGCAGCAGAUGUGUCAGAGUGUGAGCCAAAACUUAUUUUCAUUGUUUUUUUUUUUUGUUUGUUUUGUUUUUUUUUUACAUAUAUUUCUUUUUUAGGUUGAUAACUUUUUGUGUUUGGAAAGUCACACUUUGAAGUCUUAUUUGAUUUUUUUUUCCCUUCUUAGAGUGUACCAAACGGAAUAAAUCUAGAAAAUCGGCUAUUGACUGAGGCACAGGUAAUGUCGAUUUUUCAGUUCUUGUAAAAUAAUGUAAAUAAAUCUUACUGAUAUUUUUCUCAUGUUUUGAAUGAAAUGACAUUUUCACACAAAAUAAUAGACUUAUAUGUUUGUCUUCUCUUCUUUGGUGGCAGUAUUGGAGGUUUUACCCAUUUGUUAGGACAUAAAUAUGUAAACAGAGAGUUGUAUCAUUUGAUGAAGGUUGAUGGUAAAUAAUUCACCAUCACUACAUUUUUGUCAUAGUGACUAGGAGUUACGUCCUGCACGUAUCUACCUUCCAAUGUUACAUUUUUAUCAUAGCCCUGCCUACUUUUGAGAAACAGUACGCCAUUUUGAGAAACAGUACGCCAUGUGUGACAUGAUGCAGUUGGUCAACAUGAAUUUGACACUCUCACUCAACCAAGAUUCAUUUAGUUAAAAUUUGAUUUAUCAAUGAUAAAUACAUAAAUCUUCACUAUUUAUUCAAAACACUAGGGCCCGACUGAUGUGGGGGGGUCCGGUUACCGCUUAAUCGGCCGAUUUUUAAAAAUUUUUAUGAAGUUAUGAAAAAAAUAUAUAUAUAUUUACUGUAGAUAUACUGUAGGCUACUGCUCUUCAUGCCGACAGGAAGACUGACUGUUCAAACUCGGACCAGAAAAGUGUUUUCAAGCCCACGUUACACAUUUCCUGUCCAGUCUCAUCUGGAGACAUGAGGCUGCCUCAGUAAGAGAAGUAGCUCGAUCAUGUAAUGUGUACUGUUGUUUAUUCUACCUUUACUGGCCUGGCUAACAGUGUAGCAAGGCUAGUAGCAGGUGGCUAACUCUAACUUUAGCGUGCAUAAUACAUGGUGUAAUAUGCAAGCGUGACCGAGACCAGCACAGGGGGGAACAUCGUGAAGUGGGUUGAACUGUAACUUGUUGACUUAUUGUGUACUUCACAAACUGGUUUAGUUACCGUUGAGACAGACUACUCUCCUCCGUGCGUCCCUGAGCUGCCUGCUUCAGAUCCGUCACUCUGCUGUGCUGUGAGGUAGUUAGUGGAUGAAGAUUGUCACAAGGUCGCUGCGCCAUCUACAGGAUAAGUCAGGGAACUUUUCAAAUGGCGGAAAUUUUUCGAAGUAAACCCAAUCUUGUUCUCGGCAUCUUAUUUCUGAAAAUAUCGGCGAGAAUCGGCGAGUUUUGACCAAUUAGUCUCAAAUGGGCUAAAAUUGGCCGAUUUAAUCAGCUCGCCAAUAAAUCGGUCGGGCCCUACAAAACACAUUGAGUUUAUUGGUAUUUUUACAUAAAUCUAAAUUUUAAUUGUCAUUUACAUUUCCUGACAAAUAUGCAGCACAUAAAGUUUAUUAGCCUGUUUCUGUUAAAUCAAAUGGAUGGAAAUUUUACAUGCAAUGAGGCCUAAGUAUCUCUGUGAGUGGGUGCUGCACACCCUCAGAAAGGUGUGAGGGCCCAUUCAGUGCUGCUUUCAGCCCAAGUUUUAGUUUCCCUGAAAUAUCACUGUCUACUACUCUACUUGCUAACCUUAUAUUUGUAUUUUUACUGCUUUUAAAACAAGACAUAUUACUUGUCCAGGUAAAGCAAGUUUUUCCUGAUUGUAUCACAAUUUUCUUUCUCUCUUCCUCUUUUAUAGCACCAAGAGUAUCAAAGUGAGCUCACACAUGACGCGGAACAGAACGGUCAGGAGGACUGAUGAGAGGGUUUUCUGUUGGAAAUAAACCGUCCUUUCUCCAUAUGGUGUCUCCUGUAUGGUUGAUCCAACAAUGGCAAAUGAUGAAAAGAGGGUAUGAAGGAGCCAGAAGGAUCUGCUGGACUCACUGCCUGAGGAACUGAAUGACUGUGGUUUCCAAAAACCUUGUCUUUCAGAUAGGGGGGAUAAGCUCUGUGCUUCACCUCUGAUAUGAAGAGGUUGCCACAAGUACCCACUUGAAAAGGCAACGCCAGUUCAUUCAGAUGUGAAAUGCAACAUCAGACUGGGAAUAGACUCGGUAGUGCACUGAGCUUCUUGUUUUGGUCAGAUGAAUUUCCUUCAUGCCAGACAAGCUGGUUUCUCCUCUGUGAUUUCAUAAACAAUCAUUUGCAAAGUUUCAUUGUACAGUAUUUAUAGAUAUCUUGUAAUACACACCUUAUAAUACGCAGAUGGGUUUCUGUUUCAGGUAUUUGGAGUGACAGACUUUCAGAAUCAUUUGCACUGACUGUGUUCAGCGAAGCUCACUUAAAUCCCCUGAGCUUACUCUUCUGUUCGGAUCAGUGGAUCAUAUAAAAAAAAAGUUCAUAUCAGUAUAAAAAUCUUUUGCCUCCAAGAUUUGGCUGAUUGAAGACACAGAUAUAAAUCAAGUGCAGAAAUACUGUUUGGUCGUAACUGAGCCAGUGUGUUAACGUGAUGAGCUGUGAGAACAUCCUUCAGAUGAUGUAAAAAGGUUGUCGAGCGUUUUCUAAAAAUCUCCGCCUCUAGGGAAGAUUAUUUUUCAUGAGAAGUCCAAAAGUGUUUGCAUAUUACUGUCAGUAUUGGUGUUAAGCCUCUAUAUAUUUUUCAGACUUGUUACAAACAUAAACAAUACAAAAUAAUGCACACUGCUGCUUUUAAAGCUAAAAAAAAAGAUGGCAGCAGUAGUCUCACUGGUUAAAGAUAAAUUUCAGUUAUCAUAGCUAAUAUGUUGGAAGGUUAUAUGUUAACAAAAUUACAAGCUUCUUGUAAAAUUUGCUGUAAAACUUUCCACUAAUAAACACUUAGCUCACUCCCUCCAUCCGCUAAUGUUUAACUCAUCACCUCACGUUGUUUCACACAACUACCAGCUCUCACCAGGAGUAAAUAUAUUGGCAUACCACAAUGUUCAGUCAUUCAACUUUGUUUUUGAAGAUUCAAAGUUAUUUCUGGAGAGGUUGGGGUUGAUUAUUUAUUUUUUUUGGCAGCAUUUUCAUAAAUAUUGUUGUCUAUUAUGAUGUGAAAUGAGACUAGAACAUGUGAUGUCAGCUCUGUUUUUUUAUUUUAUGUGUUUUUGUAUAAAAAGAAAUGAAAUGUGAAGAAAUGACAGUUGAAAUAACUAGACUUGGAAUAUAUAUAUGUAUAUAUAUAUAUUUUUGACUUUUUUUGACCUUCAGCUGUGCUGAAUGUACAGUGAUGCAGUGCUGUAUCACUGUGUAUCACUGCCCCCACUUAAAAAACAUAAACAGCAGAUGAACAGCACAUCAAACCUUGGGAUAGCUCUCAAGGCAACAAACUGCACCAGAAGAGCUUUCCAGAUAGUAAAGACUCUAACUGGAAAUAAACCUGAACCCAGUCCAGCAACAUCUUUAGAAAUGAGAGAAAAUCUGACUCAAUUUCUAGACUGCUGUGAAUCUUGGGACUUCUGCUUUAUAUUCCAUUUAGAGACAUCCAAUGAUUGUGAAGUAACAUAAGCUCAACAUCCCCUCCUGCCCAAUUUAUCUUUUGAACAACUUCCUUCAUGACAGAAACAAGUUGUUUGAGUAGGCAAGACAACCCAACACCGACACUGGAGCACAACAGGGUUAUGCACCAAAGACCGCACCAAAUGCUAUGUUAUAUGUAGAGUGAACAAGAAAAAGAAUUUUAUUGAUAUUGGUGUUGUAAAGUAACUUUAAAUGUCAUGUCCCUAUGUCCUGUGC
This is a messenger RNA of Xyrichtys novacula (pearly razorfish), 18345 nucleotides long. The record is from the annotation of a GenBank genome assembly. Lineage: Eukaryota; Metazoa; Chordata; Actinopteri; Labriformes; Labridae.